This is a messenger RNA of Entrophospora sp. SA101, 261 nucleotides long. Lineage: Eukaryota; Fungi; Glomeromycota; Glomeromycetes; Entrophosporales; Entrophosporaceae. The record is from the annotation of a GenBank genome assembly.
AUGUUAAACAGCAUUUCUAGAGAUGGUGUUGGUAAAAAUAUAGUUCAAUGUCCUGAUAAGGAAAUUUCAGUAAGAAUGACUCAGUGUAUAAUUAAAGCAAAAAAAUCUAAUGAUUCUGUUGGUGGAACUGUAACAUGUGUUAUUCGUAAUGUACCAUCAGGAUUGGGUGAACCAUGUUUUGAUAAGUUAGAAGCUAAAUUAGCACAUGCAAUGUUUUCAAUCCCUCUACCAAAGGAUUUGAGAUUGGAAGUGGCUUCCAAG